This is a messenger RNA of Corythoichthys intestinalis (scribbled pipefish), 8423 nucleotides long. Its product is annotated as BTB/POZ domain-containing protein KCTD16-like. Gene Ontology annotation, biological process: regulation of G protein-coupled receptor signaling pathway; protein homooligomerization. The record is from RefSeq and is a predicted model, not a curated record. Gene Ontology annotation, molecular function: protein binding. Gene Ontology annotation, cellular component: signaling receptor complex; presynaptic membrane; postsynaptic membrane. Lineage: Eukaryota; Metazoa; Chordata; Actinopteri; Syngnathiformes; Syngnathidae. The transcript has 2 exons. The coding region runs from base 423 to 1673 and encodes 416 amino acids.
AACAUGAUCUUAAACCGUCUGCUGGCCGCACUCAGUACUUUGGAGGGAUGCGGGUGCGCAUCCGCUUCUGCGUGCACCUUCCAGCAUCCAUCCAGAUGGAAUUGUGACUUUUACGCACUGAGUAAAUAAAAGGCUUAAAAGGGAUUUCCACUAUAUUGAUGGUGAAUAAGAGAUGCUCCUCAUCAGGCAUCUCAGUGGAUUCGUGUAACACGAUGAGGUUAUGAGGAUCGAUUGCUUUGGGGGGAAAAGGAUGCGCUCACAUAUACGCACAAACUGGAAGGAUUUAAAAGAGGGACACACCUUGGAUUGUGAUGACCGAGGCUUGUGAGUGCUUUGCCGGCAUGAGUGUGCGCCUCACGCCCUGAACUUGACGCCAUCAACACUCGCACGUUCCAAGGUAAGAUUAAAAAGGAAAGAGGGACAUGAGCGAAAACUGCAAAGCCGCAAAAGAGCCCGGCUCGGCGCAGAGCCCUCCGUCGGAUGUGAUCGAGCUGAACGUGGGCGGGCAGGUGUACUACACCCGUCACGCCACCUUGACCGCCUUUCCAAAUUCCUUCCUCGGGAAACUGUUCUCGAGCAAAAAAGGCUCCUCCACUGACCUGUCCCGGGACUUUAGAGGACGCUACUUUAUCGACAGAGACGGCUUUUUGUUUCGCUAUGUAUUGGAUUACCUGCGGGACAAGCAAGUCGUCCUGCCGGACCACUUCCCCGAGAGAGGGAGGUUGAAACGGGAGGCGGAAUACUUCCAACUGCCUGAUUUAGCGAAACUUUUAUCAUCGGAGGAGUCCAAACUCUUCCCGGACGAUUACAGCGAUUUGGACGAUGCGUCCGUGGGCAGCGAGCAUCGCUUCUACCCGUCCUACUCUUUGGACAGGAGGUACGGUUACAUCACGGUGGCGCUGAAAGGACCCGCGGGAGGCAAAGAAAGCGAGGCCGACUCCAAGAGUCGAAAGUUGCCGAGGAUCUUCAUCAGCAGUAGGAUCGCCUUGGCUAAGGAGGUCUUUGGAGACGCGCUGAACGAGAAUAGAGACGCGGAGCGAGCCCCGGAUCGCUACACGUGCAGGUUUUACCUCAAGUUCAAGCACCCGGAGAGGGCGUUUGACAUGCUGUCAGAGAGCGGCUUUCACAUCGUGGCCUGCAACUCCUCCCUGACCGCCUCUUCUGUCGUUCAUUACGCGGACGACAGGCUGUGGUCCAAUUACGCGCAGUACAUCUUCUACCGUGGGCCCUCACGGUGGUCGUCCUCACACUGCGACUGCUGCUGCAAGAGCCACAAAAGCGAGCGCGAAGGAGAAAGCGGCACUUCCUUCAACGAGCUCUCCACUUCAUGCUCGGAGACCCAAUCGGAGGCCAGCUCGCCUCAAGGGACCGUCAUCUGCGGCCCCGUGACUCGACGCCCCAACAUCCAGUCAUUGGAUCGACCGGUGCACAAAGGGCCCGCUCACAUGAUGCAGCAGGCAGAGACGCGGCGUAAGACUGACAUGCUGCGCGUCAGGACCUUCGGAGUCCGCGAUCGAGAGGCUGCCAAGAGGAAAGCCAACAAGGAGAAGAUGACACCGGAGCAGGAGCUGGAGAAAUGCAUCCAGGACUUCCGCCGCAUUAGGAUUCCAGAUCACUUUCCGGAGCGGAAGUACAUGUGGCAAUCGGAGCUCUUGAGAAAAUACCGUCUCUGAGUAUGGAGUUGAUAACAGUAUCAUGUCACCUGGUUAUCGUGAGCACCCAAAAACAUAAAAACGACUAUCAAAAAUUAGUGUUGCACCGAUACAAUUUUUGGCUACCGGAUGUGUGGUAUCGGUCGAUACUGUACCGAUACCACUCUUUCUGAAUAAGAGUUUAAAAAAUUCUGGGCUCCCGAUACUGAUUCUAACACCCGGCUGCGUGGUAUCGGCCGAUGCUGAUAUUGUACCGAGACCAAAUUAAAAUAUCUAUAUAUAUUAACUUAAUUUUUUACUUCCAAUACCGAUUUAAACACUGGCUGUGUGGUAUCAUCCCAUCCCAAUCCUGUAUCAAUACCACGUUUUAAAGGGAACCUCGGACUUAAAGACUUGUAGGCUUUAAUAAGCUACAAUUGUUCUAUUACUAAAAUAUGUUAUUAGAAACACAUGAAAUAUUACCAUUGAUUUAAAAAUCUAUAAUAUUUAGUACAUGUUUUGACCUACGGAGGGCGCCAUGUUUUAUGCGCACAAUGGAUGCUCAGGGUGAUGACGUAGUUUGUCACUGUCACUAGACGAACACUACCGGUGUUCUGCAAUUUUUUCUACGCGGUGAUACUUCCAACUAGGGCUGCAGCUAUCGAUUAUUUUAGUAGUCGAUUAAUCGAUGAACUAGUUAGUUCGAAUAAUCGAGUAAUCAGAAAAGGAACAGGAAAAAUUACGAUACCUGAUCUGAGCCUCAAACGGUAUUAAAAAUAAAUAAAUGAGGAUCUAUGUACAACAAAAGACAAUUGGCUAACUUACAUGGCAAAAGUCCGCUUGCUUAAAUGCUAUAAAAUGCUAACGUUUUUUUCCCAAUGCUCUUAACAAAUGGUUCAGACUCAUAUUACCACAACAAAUGGCUAAAUAUACAUAUAAACUAAAUUACGAAUGCUUUAAAAAACAUUAGCCCCCCAAAAAACUUAGCUUACGUUGGUCUUAACAGGGAGCAGUUGGAUUCAGCCAUGUGAAAUGAAGCAGACCAUAGGGGAAUGUAUCCACCCUAAUCAAUAAACUAAAUGUAAACAGUUUCAAAAUAAAACAUUACAACGCCACUUUAAUUAAACGAAUACUCGAGGGAAUAUUUUUUUCUAAUCGAAUACUCGAGUUAAUCGAUUAAUUGUUGCAGCACUACUUCCAACACAUGCGCACAUCGGUUAAAAGCGGCGAGUAUUUGCUAUUUGUGGUUUUAUUGAGUCUUUUAUUACCUUUUCAUUGCUUCAAAAUACUUCUUGCAUGUGCUUCCCUCUAAUACUUUUAAGCAUUGUGGUUUCUUGGGGUCGCUUUAAAGCAGAUUGUUGAUCUGUUGACCACAUUAGUCACGUAGUGUAUUUAAACCUCCCUUAUUCGAUAUCACUACGUUUAAGUAUUUUCUUAAGGCAUCAUUAGUAUGUUCUGCCUGUAUGCAUCUAAACAAAAAAAGCUGAAAGCGCACGGUAGUACUUUGGGUGUCAAAUUCGCCUCUUGUAGGACAGUUCGCCGGUGUAGCACAUUUUGGCAGAACACAGGUUUCGAUUAUUCUCGUCUCGUCUCAUCCCGUCUUUCCUGUUUAUUUUGCUUUUGCUGCUAAUUUUGUGAAAUAUCGACAGUGCUGUCAUGCUCAUUAAUGCUCCACUGGGAUUCAAAUUAAAAGGGCUGAACAGAUUACAUGUUUAUGUUGCUAGAGUCAUACUCUGGAAGCCAGGCAGCAUAGACAAGUGACGUCACCAAUGGCGACCUGCUAGUUAUACUAAUUUUAAAAAUUGUAUAAAAACAAAAACAUCAAGAGGAGUUUUAAUAUCAAAUUAUUUUAACUCAUACUAACGUUUAUCUUUUAAGAACUACAAGUCUUUCUCUCCGUGGUUCUGUUUAAAUAAAAAAUAUAUGCAGUUUUUGCCACCCGAUAUCUAUUCCAACACUACUGUGGUAUUGGCUGAUGCCGAUACUGUACCGAUACCAUGUUUUUGAAAAAAUAUAGUUUUUUUUUAAAGAAUACUCAAUUACUGCAUAUUCACAUGAAUAUAAAGUAAUCAGACACAGCUUUAACUCAUUGGCUGCCAUUGAUGUUAAUAGAAGUACAAUCUACUUGAAGCAGGAGGGUGGAAAAGAAUGAAGGUUCGUUCACUUGCUGCCACACUCCCAUUUCAAAUGAAUUGGGCGUCUACUAGUAAUAAGACGGGGCAUCUUGGCCAGAGGAAGAACAAAUUUUGAUUUGUAAUUCAUUGGCGGUUAUAGACAGCGCUACACAUCCAAUCAAUUUUAGGUAGCUGGCAGCCAUCUUCGGUAGAGCAACCAGCGGUUGGAAAUUAUAUCUCGAAAAGUAUAUACAGUGGUACCUCGACAUACGAAUGCAUCGACAUACGACCCAUUCGACAUAUAACGUAAAAUGUUUCUGGUCGUUUGUCUCUACAUAUGACGACAUGCUUGUAAUACGGCAGAAAUCAACAUGUGUCCCAAGAAGGUUAGUGCAGUUGGUGAAAAAAAGGAAAAAGGUGACGCUUCCCAUUGAAGUUAAGAAGGAAAUGAAAGAAAAAUAUGAGCGUUGUGUCUGGAGUAUUUGGUCGUAAUAUGUCUACAAUCUUGACGUUCCUCAAGCAGAUGGAAGCCAUCAAAACGGUCAAAGCAUCCUAGGGGAUGACUAUUCUGUCUAAACCUCGUAGAGCUAUUUCAGAGUAGAUGAAUGCGUUUUACUGAUAUGGAUUAAGAAUGCACCAGCCGUUUCCUCCGACAUCCAUUCGUCAAUUUCUAUAAGUUAAGGUUGUAGCGCGGAGCAAGGACGGUGUGUCAAAAAUAUGUAGCCAAACUGCGAUGCUUUAUUGACUUUCCAGCAGCAAUGUUACACACAAGUCAAACAGCAUGGACACGGGUCAAAACUAACAACUUCAGGAUUUUCCUUAACCAAAAACGUUCCCCCCGCAACAUCAUAACCGUGACUAUAUUUCUGCGGUUGAAUUAUGUCUAACACUACAAGGUGAUAAUUAAAACGCUUUUUUAUUUUCUAUUUAUUAUUAUUAUACAAUUUGUAUUUGUAAUUUAUUUGUUUUGCUAUCUGUAAUUGCUACUUGUAAUUGUACCUGCAGUACAGUAUUUAUUAAGGAUUUAGCUUUGGUUUUUGGGCUGUGGAACGGAUUAUUUGAAUUACAGGUAGUCCCCGGUUUACGAACAAGUUCCGUUCCUGAGCUGGCAGGGUAACCCGGAUUUCCGCGUCAGUCGGAAUUAACCCUUUAAAUACCCCCAAACACCCUCUAAAUUAAAAAAAAAAAAAAAAAUCCAAAACCAUGUAUUAUACACCAUUGUACUGUCCUUGCCAAGACAUUGGAGCUAAGUACUAGCUAGACAGUGAGCAAAGCUCCGAAAGGGCGAUGUCCGACGUCCGUGUGGUUUGCUGACUUUAUUCAGCUGCUCAUGACAUCAACACUUUCUGAAUUAAACUAAAAUAAAAUGAAAUUAAAUCAGUCUCAUCCUCAAUUACAGCAAUUCAAAUUUACGUUUACAAGUAGCUGCUGAUACAGUAAUAACAAACGAUUAGCAUGUAAUAGUUAGCGUCCGCACGUCAUCAAAAACAAUAACAUAAACUCGCCCCAAGUAUUCAGCCACAAUUGAAAACGCACAAUAAACAGUACAAAAUAGGUUAUACUAUUAUACAGCUGUCUCCUCUGCUUCACAAGCAAAAAAUACACGCGCAGGCUGUCACUUCUGUCACAGCUGCGCUGUCUGUGUGUGUGUGGGGUGGGCGGGUGCGCCUGUAUAUGCGCUUGCUUACUGUUCUGCACUUCCUCCACCAAAAAAAAAAGAUGAGACGUAGGUAACCCGGGGACUACCUGUCUAAUGUAUUCUUAUGGGAAAAUCCCGCUCGACAUAUGACCAUUUCGACUUACAAACCAGGUCCUAGAAUGAAUUAAAUUCGUAUGUAGAGGUACCACUGUAUUGUGUGGAAUCUAUAUGUUAUUUCUUAGUACGUGCCAAUACCGUAUCGGUGCAACACUAUGAAACAACGACACCAAAACAAGUUGCGUGGAAUUUAGAAAUUUUCCACAUUCGUCCUAGAACUGCUCCACAAUGUUGUGCAUCCCCACCACUCGCGCACAAGCACACAACUCAGAUUUCAUCUGAGGUGAAACAGAUCCCUCCCUGUUGACAUUUUUAAUGUAUCUGUCGAGGGUCCCAAUAGAAAGCGUGCAAAGCAAGCACCGUUCAAAGCAAGCACUAUUUUUAGCAAGAUUCCGCCAGGUCACACACAGUAAGUGAGAGGCAGUGUGAGUCACUGGAUUUGUAAAGAGUACCACCGUGUAUGAUAUGCACACGUGCGAAUCAGGUUACUCCUGUUUGGGGUGCUUACAUCACUAACCUCCCCUUCAUGUUGGAGGAGGUCAAAAGCAACAAAGCAACCUCAGGGGCAACAUCUUGUCAAGCUAUCACAUUAUCAACGUGCUCUCUUCCCUUUUUCGAUCGCGGAUGGUGCUUUGAGUUCACUGUACUCCACGGAUAACACAAAACUUGUAGUAGGCUUCGAUAAUGGCACUGCAUGUCAUUUCACUUAUCAUAAUUAUGCAAUCUCACAAAAGAUGGUGCGGUGGCAUCGAGAAAGCACUGCCUGGUUCUGUCUGCCAUUGUAAAACAUUUUGUCUCGAGUCAUUGUGUGUCGGUUUGAUGAUGAUGAUGAUGUGUAUGUAAACACAAGUGGCUGUUGUGUGAAUAAAAGCAAGUAAAAAGGUGAAAAAAUUAUGGGGUGAUUGUAAAUAUUCUUAAUCCGAUCGUUUAUCUGUGCAAUAAUGUUGUGUAAGUAGCAUCUUUAUGGUGAAGGGAUUAUCCUUUAAAAGAGAAGAUACAUUUUAUCAUAGACUUCACUAUCAGUUGAAGUUGACACAGGUUUCGGGGCCGAUCCGUAGGGGGGCUAUUUUCAAAAACAAAACAGGCACCUCCCUUAUGCAUAUAUAAGUCUUCAUGAUCAGUGAAAUAAAAAAAUUGAAAGUCGUUCCUUAAUAAAAUCCUGAUUCUUUUUUAUAGACCCUACCCACGUGACGUCACAACUCCAACCUCCUGACUGGUGCCGCCCAAUUGUCCGUCAACACAUCGUGUUUACCUGUUACGGCUACGUACAUUCCUCCUAUUUACGGCGUGUUUUUCUGCUCGUUAACAUUAAUAAUCAAAAUGGUGAAGGCGUGUGUGGCGGUCGGUUGCAAUAACAGAAGAUAGACGGAGAGACUUGAAGUUCUACCGGAUUCCGAGAGACCCGGAGAGGAGAGAGCGAGAUGGGCUGCUGCAAUUCGACGAGAAAACUGGGCUCCAAACGAUUACCACAGAUUAUGUAGUAGUCAUUUUAUAUCUGGUAAGAUGCAUUUAAUAUAUAUUUAGAGGGUUUUGGGCUGACAACCACAAUUAAGAUCAUUGCUAGGCUAAUCGCCGACAACAUACACGUAUGUAUGUAGUGAGAAUGCUAUCGCUAAACCAUAUAAACAUUAAAAGCCCUAGCUCCAUUGACAAAUGGACAUGAAAUACAUUAGACUUUACAGUGGAUGUUAGCAAGAACAAAAGAUUUUGAACUGAAAAUUUCGUAACUCACCUUUCCAAGCACAAGAUAGAUUCCUGCCGAAUUUUUGUGGACGAGGACCUGUUUCACCCAACCAGCAACGAAGUACUUAUAAGCCUCCAAGCUCUUAAAGUUUUUCAAACUUUCGUGAGAAUAGGCUGAUUUUGUGUGGACAAGAUAGUUGUAAAUAUCAGGGUACCUAGCAGAUGUCAGGCAAAUACGGCGAAGACAGCGGGUCGAAAAACAUCGAUUUAGGCAUCAAAUAUGGAUCUGGCGAAUGGAUAAACUGAAGCUUUUCCACAUAACGCCUUUUAUGCAACGCAUCAAGUGAGUUUACGGCAUCCGAAAGCACCGGGUCUUCCAUGAAAUGCAUUAUAAAUUGCUCGAUCAAUUGAGACCAUUGAUAAUACAGACACAAAAUGACGGACAAGGGGGCGGAACAAUACAGCGAUCACGUGAUUUUGUGACGUCGGUGGGUAGGGUCUAUAGAAGUAUAACAAAACAAUAUGGCUAUAAAAUUCUAAAAUGUUACUCUCGAUGCACAAAAAUCACCAAAUGCAGAGACAAUCCCCUAUAUUUUCUGGAUCAUUAGCAAUAUUUAGCAUAUCAUACAAGUUUUUGCCCAAAAUAUAUAUAUAUUUUUUUCUUGUGAAAGUUUUCAACAGCUAAUAAAUCACUCAAAUUUCACAUCAGAAACUUAAUACUUGAGGAAAGCAUGCAGAAUCAUCUUAAUUUCGCUCAACAAAAGCAAAAUUUGCAUUUUUAUGUAUGGCUGAAAACACAGACGACUGAAAAAGCAGUUUCUGCUCUUGCACCCCUCUUUGAAAUAAACGGUUCUAUUUUAAGACAAAGUAUUGUGUUUGAUAGAACAUUAUGCGGACGUUGCAGAUUAAGCCCACAAACUAUUUUUAAUUUUUCCCUUUUACCCUUUUUUUCCACAAUGUUUCAAAGUGCAUGCAUGAGGCUAUUUUAUGUAAUAAUUACCUUGAAUCCUUGGACAAAAUCGCUCUUAAGACACUCCUACCUGCUUGUAUGCAGUAAAACUUUUGUCAUUUUUCCACCAGUUUAUCAGUUUAUCACAGUGAAAGCCAAAUGAUCUGCCUGGGUCAGCCCCCAACGGGAAGGCGUGCCGCAGUGUUUGUGGGAGCUGUCCUGUCAACUAAUAGUGAAGUCUAUGACGUAUUUAGAUUUUUAAAAAUCCUUUCAUGCACGAAUUAUGAUUU